Coregonus sp. 'balchen' is the source of this 6496-nucleotide messenger RNA. The record is from the annotation of a GenBank genome assembly. Lineage: Eukaryota; Metazoa; Chordata; Actinopteri; Salmoniformes; Salmonidae.
CGCCGCCAUUUUAACAGGCUUACGGAAAGAAGAUUGUCACAUCGCCUUGAAAUAUUUAUACCUCGUUGUAUUUGCUUAGUUAGCGAGAUCGAAGGCCUUCCCCGCAGGCUUUUUGUGAUAGUUACAUUUCUACCACAUUUAAAGUUGUGUGUUGUACUUUCUGAACAUUCGAUUGCUAGUUCUUUUAGAAAAAUAGCAUUCGCAAUGCCGAGCCACCCGCUGCGCGUGGCGGUUGUGUGCUCGAGCAACCAGAACCGCAGCAUGGAAGCGCACAACAUCCUCAGGUAACAUUACUGGACGAAAACUAAACAACGACGACAUACUACGAAGCCAGCACCUUUGAUUUUCAGCGGCCUGGGUAUUUUACCUGGCUGAGAGCUCACCCUCUUCAACACAACAAUGGGCUCGCUACGCAGACCGCGGUCUGUUUCCGGCAAACGACGCAUUUUAUUGCAAUACACAAUAAUGACUAACUUCCAUAUUUACAAGACAGAGACGUGUGCUUAAUUUUUUCAUCAAGCUCAACUUGUUCCCAGUGUCACACAUGGCGAUAAAGCAAAUUAAUUUUUUUUCUCGCCGGUCUACCGGAAGUAGGGCAUUUUUAGUUCAAUGCAGUGGCCAUCCGCAUAGCAUAUAGUGGAAUCGGUGAGGGUAACCAGAAGUGGUCUAGUGAUAAUUUUUUGUGUUGCUGUUGGUCAGAGGGAGAAGGCGCUCAGAGUUAAACAAAUGGGGCAAAUAAUUGUGAAUUGUUUCGCUCUCAAGAAAAGGGUGCCUUUGAAAGGAGUGAUUACUGGGGUAGCAGUAAAUGUAAAAGUUGACCAACUGAAGGGGAAUAUUCCCGGUGUUUGUGAUACUCGACGUUUGGUGCGACGCAAACAGGGUGGGGAAACAGAAGAGUCAUUGUCUGUUCUUUUGAGUUUUGAAGUUGAGUCUUUGCCUGACAAAGUGAAGUUAGGAUAUAUAACUUAUCCAGUACGCGCUUAUGUGCCGAAUACAUUACGAUAUUACAGGUGUCAAACUUAUGGACAUGUGGCAGCAGUGUGUAGGAGGGAGGUUCCAAGGUGUGAGAAGUGUGCAGAACGGCAUGAGACAAAGGAAUGUGUAGUAUUGGGGAAAGCAGUGGUAUGUGCUAAUUGUAGGGGUGGCCAUGGGGCUGGGGAUCAGACAUGUCCAGUGCGAGAGAAGCAGGUUGUGGUUUCCAGGGUAAGGGUAGAGAAGAUGUCAUAUGCGGAGGCAGUGAAGAAAGUAGAGGGGGGGGGGGGGGGGGGAGAGUAGGAGAUAUAUACCAGUACAGUGGGAUAGGCAAGCAAGUGAUAUGUUUCAGUAAGAUUGGGGGUUUUAGCGUUUAUAGCAAUGGUUAUUAAUUGUACUGCAGGAAUGGAACGUAGGUUGAAGAAAAUUGAGGUUGUGGUGGCAGCUGCAGAGAGGUAUUUGGGUGUGCGAGACUUGACAUCAGAAGAGUUACAGGGAGUGUUAAGUGGUGAUGUCCCAUCAUUUCAGGUUGAGGGCAUGAGGUAGGAAUGAAUAUAUUUAAAUAGUGGAGUAGGGUGGUGUUAAUUAUUAAUAAUAUUUUUGCAUUUGUGAGUGUAGUGUUAGAUGGUAGGAUAUUAAAAAAAAAAUCUAGCAAAAUAUAAGGGAGUUGUACUCCAGUUUAGUAGGUGGCGGUUAUGCAACAAAUUGGAUGCCAACCGCCGUUAAACCUCAUCGAAGAAGAACAUCCGCAUAGCCGCAGUCAGUCACUAGCUGGAGGUAGCUAGAUCAAACUCUGUGGCUAGAACUAGGCAACCAACCAGUCAACUACCUGAAAUUGUAAAAGGAUGGUAACAAAUAGGGAGACCUGCCAUGCAUCACCUACAAUUUACUUUCAGGUUCGGGAUUAUUCCAUGAAAGCGUCAUAAAGUAAUUGUCACUCAGCCUCUACAUUCAAAAUUGAGAAACUUUUUAGGCAGGGUAAAGGCCAAAUCAAACGCGAACGAGCAUUGCUUCGUGUAGACGCGAGAGAAAUAGACUUGCUUUCUAAUUUGUAGCGCAUGAAGCUUUUGACGGCGUUGUCGCUCACGAGCGGUGUGUUUUCUGUCAUUCACUACCGUGCAUUCGAAUUCCAGCGUGUUCACGUUUCGUUUGAUUCGGCCUUUGUACACACUGGAAUUUGAAUGCAUGAUAGUGAAUGACAGAAAAAAAGACGGGCUGUUGAAAGCGUCAUGCGCUUCAAAUUAGAAAGCAAUUCUAUUUUUCCCGCGUCUAGGCGAAGCAAUGCUCGUUCGCGUUUCGUUUGAUUUGGCUUUAACACUAAACAAAUGUUAGACUAAUUUGUAAUUUUACUGAGUGAAAAAAAAAGAACUGGAAAAUCUCAAUGCAUGGAGAGAGCCUGCCUAUUGGGGAAUGACUCCUGUGAUGGGGCUCUUGAGAUUAGAUUUUCAUGUCUUGUAUGUGCUUGUCUGUAAGUAACCAUCUUUCCCCCCUUCAUUCUUUGUCUAUACAGCAAGCGAGGCUUUGAAGUGCGCUCAUUUGGGACAGGGUCCCAUGUGAAGCUACCGGGUCCCGCACCGGACAAGCCCAAUGUGUACGACUUCAAAACCACUUAUGAACAGAUGUACAACGACCUGGUCCGCAAGGACAAGGAGCUGUAUCCCCUGCACUCUUCCAUUCACACACAGACACAACAUAAACACAGCCCUACCUCUUGUUUCUUUUCUCCAGUGAGUUAUUCUCUUUAUCUUCACUGGAAAAUAUACAAAAUUAGAUAUAUGAAAUUAUUAAGGGUGACUGAACAGGGAAGUGUAUUUCAUAGUGUUGCUUGUUGGGUGAUUUUGUAGUAAAGGAUGUACUUCACUAACCUGAUCUCAGAUCUGUUUGUGCUCUUGCGAACACCAUUGCUGCCCAUGUCAAUCCGAACAUUGGCGUGACAGUGAAUGACACGAAGUUGGUAUGAUAGCACAUACAGACUGCCACUCAGGCUAGUCCAUUACAUCUAUUUUUGAGAUUUAUCACAUGCUGUCACAAUGCUUUUUCUAACAACGAGUGGGGUUCAUGGAAGAUUUCACUUUCAGCAGGUUUCAACAUGUAAACAAGUAGCCAUUUACCCUCUAUAACCAGGUAGGUUGUUUCUGGGCCCAGAAACCAAAACUUCUAGGGAACAUAUCCCAGUCUUUCCAUAUCAAGACCAGGAUGUAGACUUUAAACAAAAGAGAAGGGCUGGUUUGUAGAGCACUAUAUGUAUUCGACCCAACUAGUAGUCAGUGUAGUUUUUAAAUCUUGCAUUUUGAUUGGCCAAGGGCACUAUUUUUGAAUGUGAACAUAAUAGGCAUACAUUCAUACGACAACUCUGGAACCCACAUGGACCAACCUUAACUGGACUCCUCCCUUUACAUCUGAGGAAAUGUGAUAGGUUUAAGCACUAAGGUGAAAAGGUGGUGCAAUUACCAUAUUGUAGAUGCCUAUUAAAUCCUCUCAGAUCUACUGAAGUACAUGGUGGGGUAGGGGCUAGCAAUAUAUUUGGGAUUCAGCGUAAGGCUGAAUUAUUUGAGACAGUUCAGUGUUAGAAGGCGUGCUCACUAGUGUUUUGGGGUGGGUAUGGUUUAAGAUGUAUUUUAAAAUGUACAAAAAAGUAUGUUUUUGCGCAAGGAGAUAUCUGCAUGCUAGUAAAAAGAAGGGGGUAUAUAUUAGUUGUUAGUGGGAACACCAUAGCACUCCUUUCACUGCCCAAGUUACUAUUUGGGAGUAUACAAGAGUGGGCCCUUAUCCUUACAAUGCAGCCAAGAAUUUGAGAUAUUUUCUUGACUACUCUCAAAAAUAGCAAAUUUUCUCACUUUAAAAUGAGUAGAUAAUGAAGGUGAGUUUAUCUAGAAUAUUGCACUGGUAGUUCAAGUUAUUAGAGGCCAGUUACAAUCAGAGUUAUUAGAGGUUGUUAGCAAAAAUGUGUUAGAAGCUUCCAAAGAUCAAAUACUCAGAUUUCGUUUUGUAUGAGUUUUGGCCUCUAGAGGGCGUUGUCUGAUGAUUCUCAGUGACUUGACUAACCUUGUGUCAUAUAUUUUCAUAGAUCACUUAGUGUUUGAGGUCUUGUGUGUUGGUCCCUCGUCUUGCUGUGUUCCUUGACCCUCAGCACCUCAGAUACACACAGAAUGGAAUCCUGCACAUGCUGGACCGCAACAAGCGGAUCAAGUCCCGACCGGAACGCUUCCAGAGCUGUAAGGACCAGUUUGACCUGGUCAUCACCUGUGAGGAGAGGGUCUAUGACCAAGUGCUGGAGGGUGAGAGGGGACCAGGGACAGAAGGGGGGCUUCUCAUGUCAAGUUGUGAACUAUCAAAUAGAAAUGGAGUUUAAUGCAUGUGAAACACAACAGAAAUAGUGAAUACACUUACAAUAAAGCAUGCAUAAUUACUAAGUUACAGUCUAGGGCUAGGUCACUCUGGCUUCAUGUUGAUCGACGAUCACUAUUCUCCCCAAUCUCUCCCACUUAGACCUGAGCUCUCGGGAGCAGGAGACCUUCACGCCGGUUCACGUCAUCAACGUGGAUAUCCAGGACAACCACGAGGAGGCCACACUGGGGGCUUUCCUCAUCUGUGAGCUGUGUCAGUGUGUGAGUGUCUCUGCCUGCCUGGCCACCAGCAACCACUAUCCCAGGGUUACACUGUUACAUUUUAGUCAUUUAGCAGACGCUCUUAUCCAGAGCGACUUACAUGAGCAAUUAGGGUUAAGUGCCUUGCUCGAGGGCACAUCGACAGAUUUUUCACCUAGUUGGCUCGGGGAUUAGAACCAGCGACCUUUCGGUUACUGGCACUACGCUACCUUCCGCCCCACAUUGUCAUAGCAUGAAUGUCAGGGAUAUACAGUGGCUUGCGAAAGUAUUCACCCCACUUGGUAUUUUUCCUAUUUUGUUGCCUUACAACCUGGAAUUAAAAUGGAUUUUUGGGGGGUUUGUAUCAUUUGAUUUACACAACAUGCCUACCACUUUGAAGAUGCAAAAUAUUUUUUGUUGUGAAACAAACAAGAAAUAAGACAAAAAAACAGACCUUGAGCGUGCAUAACUAUUCACCCCCCCCCCCAAGACUGUUUCCCUCAAGACAGGUUUCCUUGUAUUUAGCACCAUCCAUCAUUCCUUCAAUUCUGACCAGUUUCCCAGUCCCUGCCGAUGGAAAAACAGCCCCACAGCAUGAUGCUGCCACCACCAUGCUUCACUGUGGGUAUGGUGUUCUCAGGGUGAUGAGAGGUGUUGGGCUUGCGCUAGACAUAGCGUUUUCCUUGAUGGCCAAAAAGCUAAAUUGUAGUCUCAUCUGACCAGAGUACCUUUUUCCAUAUGUUUGGGGAGUCUCCCACAUGCCAUUUGGCGAACACCAAACGUGUUUGCUUAUUUUUUUCUUUAAGCAAUGGCUUUUUUCUGGCCACUCUUCCGUAAAGCACAGCUCUGGCGUGUACAGCUUAAAGUGGUCCUAUGGACAGAUACUCCAAUCUCCGCUGUGGAGCUUUGCAGCUCCUUCAGGGUUAUCUUUGGUCUCUUUGUUGCCUUUUUUAAUGCCCUCCUUGCCUGGUCUGUGAGUUUUGGUGGGCGGCCCUCUCUUGGCAGGUUUGUUGUGGUGCCAUAUUCUUUCCAUUUUUUAAUAAUGGAUUUAAUGGUGCUCAGUGGGAUGUUCAAAGUUUCGGGUAUUUUUUUAUAACCCAACACUGAUCUGUACUUCUCCACAACUUUGUCCCUGACCUGUUUGGAGAGCUCCUUGGUCUUCAUGGUGCCGCUUGCUUGGUGGUGCCCCUUGCGUAGUGGUGUUGCAGACUCUGGAGCCUUUCAGAACCGGUGUAUAUAUACUGCGAUCAUGUGACACUUAGAUUGCACACAGGUGGACUUUAUUUAACUAAUUCUGUGACUUCUGAAGGUAAAGGGUUGCACCAUAUCUUAUUUAGGGGCUUCAUAGCAAAGGGGGUGAAUACAUAUGCACGCACCACUUUUCCGUUAUUUAUUUUUUAUAAUUUUUAGAAACAAGUUUUUUAUUUUUAUUCCACUUCACCAAUUUGGACUAUUUUGUGUAUGUCCAUGACAUGAAAUCCAAAUAAAAAUCCAUUUAAAUUACAGGUUGUAAUGCAACAAAAUAGGAAAAACACCAAGGGGGAUGAAUACUUUUGCAAGGCCCUGUAUGGUAGUAUGGGUACAAACUCCUGUGGUGCUUAGUGGCACGUUGUUGCUACAGUGGGAAAUGUAUUCCGCAAGAUACAUAGUGUAUCUGAAGAUAAUGAUUUGGGACGUAGAUGUGCAAAUUAUGUUGGUGAUAAAUACAUACAUAAUGUUGUAUGUGUAAGCGGUAUAAUGUCACUGUAAUUUUAUUACACUGAGCCCUAAAGUGUAUGGAUGUCUUGCCUUGACCCAUGUAGCAGGUGUUGUAUGUCUGACCUUCCCUCUCUCAGAUCCAGCACACGGAUGAUAUGGAAAAUGAGAUGGACGAGCUGCUGCAGGAGUUUGAGGACAAGAGCAACAGGCCUUUCCUCCACACUGUCUGCUUCUACUGA